CAUAGCAUUACACUUCGACAAAGUAACAAAUAGAAACUUAAGUUCAUUUUGUUGUCUGUAAUCUAGUCACAGGGUUAACACUGGGACCUGUUAAUCUGUCUUUACUCCUACGCGACUGUUUUCUUUGGCUGAAGUAAACCGAGCCGUCUUAGGUUAACAAAGGUUCAACUAUUACCUCCAAGAUGCCUUCGUCCAUUAUCACCGGAGCAGCUCUUUUCUUGCUGGCGCACGCCUUCCUGGCAGAUGCUGGUUACAACGCCUGUGAGUACAGCGAACUAACAAAGUGCAACAAUGUAUUUAUGUCCAGCUUCAAGCUUCCUGUUCUACAGCAAACCGUUGGAGGCGUUUACUGUCAUGGAUUCCAGGUUUACGCCAACUGUUUGAGUGCUUCACUUUGUUUUGGCAAAUUCCUGGACCUCAGUCGCUUCAUGAUCCUGCAGCACAUGAUCAUGGAUAAGACCUUAAACGUCUGUCCUCUUCACAACCUUUGGUCUUUAAAGAACACCGUUCAAGCCAACAAGAAAUACCGCAAGAAGAUUGACCAAAUCAUAGCUGUUGACGCGGAUGACUAUGCAGACUGCGCAGCUAAGAUACACCGCGAUUGUACCUCACAAAUGGCUAAAGAUUUGGCCUCAAACGACAAAAUGUGCUUUGGAGUCGAGAACUUUCUUCAGUGUUACGAAAACCACAAGAAUUCCUGCAAAGCCAAAAUAUACAAGCACUUCCUCAACACUGUCAAAAAGGUGGCAAAGACAUUGGUAAAGAUGUUCAAGGAAAGGAAAGGAGUAAUGCCAAAUUGCUAGACCUGCAACCGGUGCAUCUCAUGUAUUUUUAGAUAGAUGAAGGAAAAAACGAAAGUGUCUCUGUGUGGGCUAGGUCAGUCCUUACAAUUAAACAUAUUUAAAUGACAUAAAAAUCGUGAUAAAUCAUUUACCAUUUGUCAAUAAUUUUAAAAGAGAAAGAUUAAAACUAUCACUAACUAUCAACGUAA
Molecule: messenger RNA, 991 nt
Organism: Actinia tenebrosa (Australian red waratah sea anemone)
Lineage: Eukaryota; Metazoa; Cnidaria; Anthozoa; Actiniaria; Actiniidae
Source: RefSeq, a predicted model, not a curated record